AUGGAGGAGGUCUCUUCUUCCUCUUCCGAGGUCAAAGCAAUUCCCUUGCCGCCGCAGCAUCAAGUUUUUGUAAAUUUCAGAGGAGAAGAGUUACGGAACAACUUCGUUAGCCAUCUCAGAAGUACAUUUGAGAGGCAUGGGGUCAACAUCUUCAUAGACACGAAUGAGGAAAGGGGCAAACAUUUAAAUGUGCUUUUCGAGAGAAUUGAAGAUUCGAGGAUUGCUUUGGCUAUUUUUUCCGUAAGGUACAGCGAGUCGCAAUGGUGCUUGAACGAGCUGCUGAAGAUGAAGGAGUGUAUGGACAAUGGGAAACUCCUCAUCAUUCCCAUCUUCUACAAGGUUACAGCAGCUGACGUUCGGUAUCAAAAGGGACUAUUCGGUUAUUUUUUCAAACAAAUGCACCAUGUUGAUGUUCGCAAGAAAAACCAGUGGUCUGAAGCUUUGAACUCUGUUGCAGACCGGUUCGGCUUCCCCUUCGAUGGAAAGAGAUUAUGGAUUUUGAAGGAUUUGGAGGCUGAGGAGAACAAUUAUGGUUCAGGCGUUGCCAGUUUCGUCGUGAUUGUCUCCGGCAGUGUUCUUACUCUCGUUUCUGAGUCGGGUUGCAACAAUGCCAGACAACUAUUUCCCCCCUUCGCCGUUUGUUUAGACAUCGGCGUCAAACUCGUCGUGAUGGUUAAGUUCGGUAAUACUUAG
Molecule: messenger RNA, 693 nt
Organism: Camelina sativa (false flax)
Lineage: Eukaryota; Viridiplantae; Streptophyta; Magnoliopsida; Brassicales; Brassicaceae
Source: RefSeq, a predicted model, not a curated record